AUGGAGUCCGUUUUCACCUCAGUCGCCAAGACCAUGUGGGAACAGUACUCUUCCCCAGGCAGUGCGGCCUGUUCCGACGCGGGCACCGAAGUCGUCAAGGUCAGUUAGGUUGCCUGCCUGCAGCAAAGACACCAGGAGUGUGCGCAGGUCCUUGUAGAAUUUGUCAUCCGCACCUUAAGAGAUGGACAUUGGAGGACGAAGGCGCUGAUAAUGGGGGCAAAAAUGGACCUCCAAAGAGAUGGGCAGAGGGUCAUCAGUCGUUCGUUUAUGCCCUAAGACAGAGCAUUCAUCCCAUGAUGUCGUUACGAAAUCAAAGCAAUUGUUUCGUGGAGGGCAAAACAUACAUACACGCAUGACAGUUCGACCGUCGAUUUCAACUUCGUCUACCGCGUGCCUCAUAGCAGGAUGGAAGCAUGCUCGUUGACCUACGCGUGAAUUUGUUUAUAGUGACAUUGGACUUGCGCAGCAUCUACUGCCCCCUCCUCCUUUUCCAUCUGGGCUAGGUGUCAGGACAGAGUCAAGACGACCGAAGAUGAGGGAGUACGCACAUGGCUUGCGCUGCAACAACCUGCAUCUGAGCGUACGACAACAUUUUCCGAUCACAGCGAACACUUUCCUUUGCUGUUAAACAACAUCCACAACAAGAAAGGUGCAGCGGUCCCCGCUCCAGCUCAUACGGUGUUGACCUGUGUGUCCAUGCAUCCUAUCAUGCACUAGCGGGUCACAGCCUACACUUGGUUGCUGUUUGUGUACACCUAACCAUUACUGUACUUCUAACCCUACUCCUAUUCCUAACGCUAACACCAAAAUAUAAAAUAACACGGACUUUAAUGUUUAGGAUUAGGACUUGGGCUCCUAAAUAUUUGCGGUUGGAUUUGGGUAAAGAUUGCUAGUGUUGGAAGUUAGAAUUCGUGUUUAGGGUUUAGGUUUAGGGUGUACAGUUCGGGGUUGGCUUAGAUCUAGUGUUUAGGGCGUGGAGAUAGGGCUAGGAUUAAGGUCAGGCUUAGAUGUAGCGUUAAGAUUUUGCUUAUGCUUAGGUUUUUUAGUAAGGUCAGGGUGUGGAUUAAGGUUGGGAUUAGAAUAAUGUUUUGUUAACCAUAUACCCUCCUACCAAAUCCCAAUAAUGGAGAUUUUUUGACGUCUUUGGUCUGUGAUGUACUGAAAAGUGGCUAAACCGCUUUGGGUUUGUUCACAGGCCUAGACCUGCAGAGCAUCCGCGUACUCCAUAGCUUACCUUCUAUAUUACUCCUGGGGGUUCCAUACAUAUAACCCCCUUCAUAUAUGAUGGCUAAAUUGCCAAUAAGCUUGCAUUACUUCAACUGAGUCAUGCACUAUUUCUUAUGGUAUCUGCUACAGCGUGGGCGCGCCGUCAAAAUAACUUGAUUUUCCUUUAUGCAGCUUGCCUACGACCGUCUAUCCGGUUGCGGUCCUACGGGGUAAGUUAGUGACUCCUAUUUCGGUGUGCAGCCUUCCGCCAUUUUGGGCGACUAUAUAGUGGCACUCGGUUUCUCUAACCUGUUUCUGUCUAAGUACGCCCAGGAAUGACAUUUUCUAUAUACACUGGCACGGUUAGGUGUCCGCCAUUUCGUAAUUCAUAUACUACACCCUUCGCGUGAAGUAGCGGUAGCCCUGGUGUCCAGCUUUCUGGUGCUACUGUGUGUCUAGGUAGAUUUCGGCACGUGACGGCCGUCUGCCUGGGGUUGAAAUUCCAUAGGUUCCGUGAGUUCGGUCCUUCUUUGGCAGCAUUCGAUUACCUUGGGAGGAUGGUUGUCUGCGAAACUUCCUCCAACAGGCAGGACGACUUGACCUGCGAUUCUUUUAGCCUACGGCUGAUUGGUCUUCAUUAUUCAGGGAUCUGAUUUAAAAAAAUCUGGAUUAUAAGAGCAUUAUUUCUGUGUUCCAUAAUAAAUCAUCUCCUUUCUUUCUUUUUUUCCCAUCAGCUAGCGCUCAAACGCUUUAAAGCAAUAUCGGACUGCCUAUGUCUUUUAGCGUUCUCAACUUCAUCUGCGUGUUCCAUCGCUGCAUCACAUCGGGUAUCAUUUUUGCUAUAACCUUAACAAAUUCCCCUUAGCUGCGAUCGAUUACUAUGGACUGGGGUCAGUUCACCUUCAUUUUCUGACAAACACCCAAACCUGCCGUACUAGUCGCUCAUUUCUAAGUCUUUAAUUUCGAAUUUUUCAUAUUGCACGUUCUCUUUCGAUCCCUCUUCGGAGUAUUUUGACAAGCCAAUGGUGUCAGUGCGAUUUUUCACGUGCUUCCUCCCUAAAAUAAGUCUUCUGUAGCUUUUUAAAGCUCCACGCAUAAAAUCUCGCAAUACAGGAGUCCUUACUUCCAUACUUUAGUGGCGCCUCGUUGGGGAACUUCUGGGGACGAUGAGCAUUUCCAGUUCCUAUCGAACUAAAUUCGACAUCAAAAACCGUGCUGUUCGGAAAACAACAAUCAGGAACCGCCCCAUUGAUUUUAAGAUUAUUCGCCACAGAGUUCCUGAAGAUCCGACUGACUGCCAUCUACGAUGCCUUAUACCUUAUCGUUUGCGGCACUAUCCGAGCGGGCAUUACAUGAGUUCAAAAGACUUCUGAAGUUAGGAAAGGCCACACCGAUUACGUCAGGCUCUACCUGGAUGGCCUUUUCAGAACUUGCGGUCGAUGUACUGGGUGAUUCUUAUUUCUACGUAAUACAAAUGUCAUUUGAGGAAGCCGAACUCCCGGCAGAAUGCAAGUGCGCACUCGUCACUUCGAUCCAUAAAUGAGGUUCACAAUUUGACUGCGAAAAUUAUCGUCCCGUCAGUCUUACUUGUAUUGCGUGUAAAAUAAUGGAAAGCAUUAUCAAAAGUCAGUGGAUGCCAUAUCCGGAAAAAAAACAAAAUAUUGUAUGAUUUCCAAUAUGGCUUUCGUCCAGGACGCUCCUGCCUAACGAGUGUUGUUUACCUGCAUAAGAAAUGGAUAAGAGCUACCAAUAAGGGCUAUCCAGUAGAUGUCAUAUUUUUUGACUUCAAGAAGGCCUUUGAUAGUGUCUCAUACAGGCUUCUUUUACAGAAGAUCUGGGAUGUAGGAAUUUAAAGAAGGAUAUUUAAAUGGAUCAGGGGUUUUCUGUCCUCCAGAGUACAAAGAGUCGUCGUUGGAAACUCUACCUCGGAAUGGGCAAAGGCGAAAUUGGUGUCCCACAGGGUUCUGUUUUAGGUUCACUACUCUUCCUGAUUCAUGUUAAUGACUGUAUCAGCGAACUGGAUUGCGAGGCCCUUAUUUUCGCAGACGACAUAAAAUUAUGGACUGAAAUCAGAUGCGAUGAUGACGUAAAGAAUUUGGAAUCCAACAUUGACAAACGGAGUGUUUGGUAGAACAUAGGCUUUUGAAUUUUAACGUGUGCAUAUGCGUGGUCUCGCAUCUAAACGCUGGCCGAAAUGCAUCUCCCAAACAUCAUUACUAUAUUAACGGUGCGGCGCUAGAAACGAUAGAAAGACACAGGGAUAUGGGUGUAUGGGCGACCACAAAUCUAAUGUCGUCAGAACACCGUAGGAAGAUGGUCCAGAAGGCAACAAGUACUUUACAUUGGACCGGACAUGCGUUCAAAAUAUUCCCUCCCGAACUAUUCGAAAGACCUUUUGUCUUCUUUGUAAGACCCCAUCUGGAGUAUGGAAUGCCAGAAGCUUCACCAUGGAUGAGGAUGGAUAUUGACUUACUUGAACAGACGCAAAGCAGAGCAACGAAGAUGGUGGACGGUCUAAAACACCUCUCUUUUCAGGAGAGGCUAAACGUGCUUGGCUUAUUCCCUCUCUCUUAUAGUCCGCUAAACUGUAGUCUACACUGGACAUUCUGAAGUGUCCGCGGCCAAGUUUGGUCACUAAGAACGUUGAACUUUUUAAUUUUCCCGUACAAACCAAUUUCGCGUCAUCCUUACAAAGUCAAGAGUGAACGCCCGCGGCUAGACCCUAGACAGUUUUUAUUCGGCCAGUGAGUUGUCUGGCCGCGGAACUUGAUACCAAGUGAGAUCGUAAGUCGCCACAAGUCGCAUGUUUAAAAGAAAACUUUCUCGCUUGAUUUUCGAUAGAAACCGGCUUUUGCAUGACUACUCACAGCCAGUUCGGUAACACUUUGUCAUGCACAAUCUUUCCGCACUGACUUACAGUGAGCAGAUCCGCUUCCUUAUAUUCACGACUGUAUUGUGACCCGGUCACACUGUAAAUGCUUGCAACUUUAGAUUGAGUGCGAAUGUGAGAAAGCCUUUUGCAUAAAUAGGGUCAUCAAGUGCUCCGUCUCCGACAGUUCCACCAUCGUUUCCGACGAUGCCCACCGUGUGACGCACAGCAAGGUUGAGCAGGAAUAGUGACUUGCGCGUGAAUAAGUUUAGUGAUAACAGACUUGCGCAGCAUCCGCCGCUCUCUCUCUCUCGUCCUCACUCCCCAUCUGGACCCGGUGUCAAGGGCCAUGGUUUGCUGAUACUGACUUAACACACGCCUUCAGACCAUUUGACCCAGAAGGGCGGCACGUGGGCCUGCAUUUAGCCUGGGCCGUCACCCUUCAAGGUUAGGUAAUCAAACAGUCGUCGACUGAGAGGCACUACUCAUAAAGUACACACCCUCUCCCUACAUACGUGAAUGUCACAUAUCGCCUGAGGAGGGGCCGUGACAGCCUAUCCCUCAGCCCACCAGUCCGCCGAUCCGCCCGAAACACAUAACUCGACGGACUGCGUUGGCUGAGUUGGGACGUCAUUCAGCAAUCUUCCAAGUCACGCCGCUUGACGCGCCGUGAUAGUCUCAGACUCGAGUCACACAUGCAGAAAACGAACCGCAUGGAGACGGAGUCGAGGCGCACAUUUCCCGCUUGCGCGGGAGGUGGCAUUUUGGUGCUUGUGGUGGUGAUGUUGACGUGCAAUGAGAUGGGGGCGAGGAAAGAUGUGGUGGUGUGGUGCAACCGGUGGUUGUCUGCCGCAGGUUUUCCUAGACGCGCAGGGGGACCAGUAGAUGCAUGAGGUGAAUAAAUGUGCGAUUUCAAGGUGGACAUUGGAGGCGAAUGCGGCGAGUGUAAAUUGAUGCUCCAGGCACUGGUUCGUCCGUCCCUGUACGAUGGGCUACCAAUUGACCGACAAGGCCGAUGUGUGAAGUGAAUGUAGGGGGACAGUGUGGAUAUAAAAAGUCCGUAGUGCUAAUAUCAGCUACGGUAAUGAUAGUGCUGGAAGUGGUAGUAGCGGGCGCAAUGGACGACGGAAUGUGGGUUGGGUUUAGCGUGGUGGGUGUGCAGGAUGUGCUGGGUGUACCAAAAUUGCGGUCAGUUCCGCUCUCUUGGAUAUGCAUGUGACCGAAUAGGCUCAUGCGGUGAAAGAAGGUGCUGGUGCAGUGUGGACAGUGGAGGCGAAUGCGACGAGUGUAAAUUUCUGCUCCAGGCGCUGGUCCGCCAGUCUCUGUGCAUUGGAUUCGAAAGUGACCGACCAGGCCGAUGUGUGAGAUGAAGGUGCGGUCGCAGUCAGGACAGGUAAAGGACAGGUGCUCACCACUGGUGUCGACAAUGGCGGCGUUGGUUAGGUCAGUAAAGGUCAGUAUAUUUAAAGGGUGAUAGGUAAUGCAUUCGAAAGCCCUAUUAAAAACGAUACAUGUAAUAUAUAACUUUAAAUAAGCACGCUACUAAAAUGUCGUCAGUAAUGCAUAUAUCUUACAUAAUAUUGCCCUGUGAAAUGCAGGCCUAAACUCGUGAGCACUGAGUUGUAGGUGCUAACGGUAAAAUGAAAUGACAGCCAUCCGCAUUAGCGGUAGGUGUAUGCAAGGCGUUGGUUUGGCGCAAUAGACAUGUUCUGUCCAGCUAAACGGCAUUUUCAAGAAAAUAUGCACCUAGUCUUGGCUCAAAUGUCUCCGUGGAAUCCGCCACUAUUAUGUCCUCGGGAAGUCCGUUUCAGGCACCGACGACUCGCUGCAAAAAAGAGUACUUUCAAACGUCCAGGCGGCAUUGGGAUUCUCUAAGUUUUAGAGAGUUCCCACGCAGGUUUGUUGUUGUGGUCAAGGUGAAGAAAUCAUCGAGAUGCAGGGCACAGUCCUCGUUCCUCAAAAUCCGGUACGCCUGUAUGAGAUCUUUUUGGAUCUGCCUGUACUUAAGAGGAAGUAGGCUAAGCCCAUUAAGUCUGCAGUUGUAAGGUAAAAUCUCGAGGCUUUUUACAAUUUCGGCCGCUCUCCUCUGAACUAUUUCCAGCAACUUAUAGUCUUUCUUCAGCCAUGGGUGUCACGCUUUGUUUCCAUAUUCCAGAUUCGAACGAAUGAACGCUCCGUUUUUUUUUCCAAAUAACCCUUUGUCCAUAUCUACGAAAGUUCGUUUAAUGGCAAAGCGAACACCGGUUGAACUUUUGGCCUCCCUAACGUAUUGAGGGGAGGACUUAAGAGUCGACAAAAUGUUGACGCCAAGAUCUUUUUGUUCAGUUAAAUUUGAAAGGCAUUUCCAUUUGUUUUGAUUUGUAGCGCGACGCAUUUCACAAGGUUAAAUUUAGCAGUCAUUUGUCGGACCAUUUACAUAGGCGGUUCAGUCCUUCUUGCAGUGUUCGUUUAUUUUCCCCGCUGAUCGCUCGCAAUAACCUGAUGUCAUCAGCAAACAUGACUCCGCUGUAGUCCAAUCCAUUCAUACAGUCGUGGGAAUAAAUUAAAUACAGUACUGGUUCGAGCAUAGAACCCUGGGGAACUCCACUCACAACUGGUACUGGCGCUGACUUCACACUGUGAUCGGCCAUUCAGAAAGCCCUUUGCCCAGUUUAAUAGAUUUCUCCUUAUCCCGUACUGUCGGACCACGUAAACUAACUGGUGGCGCAAAACACUAUCAAGGGCUUUCUUGAAAUCGAUGUAAAUGAUAUCGACGCUUGUUUCUUUGUCUAAUGAGCGAGACCACUGCUUCACUGAAUAGAGCAUAUUUGUUAAUCAGGAGUGAUUUCAUCGAAGGUAAUGUAAGGAAUUAUCAAAUAAAUUCUUUCCUUCAAGGAACUUCAUAAUCACUUAUUUGGCUAAUCUCUGCAUACCUUUGCAACAAAUGUGCGCUAGACUCACCGGUCGAUAAUAGUUUUCACUUGUUCUAGAUCUGCCCUUGUGAAUGGGGUAUACAUUCGUCAGUUUCCAACCAGGAGGGGAAAUGCCUCGGUCAAUGGACGACUGGAGAACAUGCAAAGCGCUCUGGCGAGUUUGCGUGCCAAUUCCCUUAGAACUUUUGCCGGUGUUUGGUCUGGACCCGGAGACUUAUCCUACUUAAGCGCUAGAAGUUCCUUCCUCACAUCUCUUUCCGUGAAGUCGAGGUUUUCCAUUAUUUCGUUAGUUGUUCCAUUGGGAAAUUCAGCUUCCUCACAGUCCGUUUCAUCGGUGAAGGGAGAUGCGAAAAAACGGUGAAUAUGUUCUGCCUUAGCGUCGUUUUCGAUGAUAUCUUCAUUGUUUUCUUAUUUUAUGAUUGUUUAAUGUGUUUAGACAUGGCGGAUGCCACAACCGCAGGCGUUGAGGCAAUGGGGGAGGAGGAGUUGGUUGGUAUUGGUGGUUUGGGAGGGCGCUCAGUGCUAAUUGACGGCGUAGAAGAGGUGGGCGGAAAGACAAUGUUUGGUGCAGUCCGAGUACUGCAGUUGGUCCGAAGGUGUCCAAGAAGUCGACUUGACGCCUGGAAUGUCCGUUGACCCCGUGGAUACGUUGGAGGCGAUUAGGCGUUUACGUUGCAAGGUGGGCGCAGUUGAGAUUUGCCUGCUUCGCGUUUGGCUUCCGCGGCGAUGAUGCGGUUGGCUUCGUAGACCGCUUCGCCUAUCUUCUCUGGCCUUCCGCAGAUAAGUUAGUCUCGAGCCAGAACUUCCCAAUUGGCAGGGUUGAUCUGAAGACGCUUCUGUGAGGUCUUCAGAGUGUCCUCAUAUCGGCGGAUUUGGUCUCCUUGGCUGCAGGAACCCGUGGCGAAAUCCUCUUAGAAGAGUCGUUUGGGUGGCCGCUCGUCAUCCGUCCGCACGAGGCGGCCACUCCAACGCAGAUGCAGUUGUCUCAGCAUGGCGAAAAUGCUGAGUAUUCCCGUCCACUCCAGAAAUUCAGUGUCGGGAAUUCCGUCCUGACACCUCGGCUUCAAUAUCUGUCGAAGACAGUUGAUGUGGAAGUGAUUUAUUCUUCGCACCUGCAUCUUAUAGAACGUCCAGGUUUCCGCUCCCUACAAGAGCGUCGGCAGGACGACUGCCUGUACAUCCUCAGCUUCGUGCUGAGGUCAAGACCGUGGAGAUUCCAGGCUGGACAUUGCAGACGGCCGAAGGCUUGAGUGGCUUUGGAAAUCCGACGGGAAACUUAAUCGUCGAUCUUGGUGGUGCAGGAGAGGAUGCUGCCAGAAAGGGAAGUUGUUCACCACUUGCAGGUGACUUCAGUCCACAGUGAUUUGCGGCGCAUUCUGGGCAGUGUUGGGAGGCGGUUGCUGCAUCUUCACCCACUUCUCCGUGUAGAUGACCAGGUGGAAGCUGUCGCAGGCGACGGCGAAGAGAUCCAUGCAAGUUUGCACGUUCUCUUGAAGGUUGCGUUGAAUGCGCAGUUGUCCGCUAAGAAAAGUUAGUUGUGCAGCUCCCAGGGCGUUCGUCACGGUAGUCGUCAAUCAACAUUGCAGAUAACAUAAGACUGAGGAGAGUGGGCGCGAUGACGCAGUCCUACUCCACUCCGUUGGUCACUAAGAAUGCAUCUGAGACAGCUCCAUUGUCCAUGACUCGCGCCAUCAUGCCAUCGUGGAGGUGACUCACCAUCUCAGUGAAUCGUUCGGGACAGUCGAAUUCCUGCUUGAUUUUCCACAGUUCUUCGCGAUUCACCCUGUCGAAGGCUUUCGUCAGAUCUACGAAAGUAGAGUGCCGGUGGCUCCGCAUCUCCUGACAAUUCUCCUGCAGCUAACGGAGGACGAGGAUUAUGUCCGUGGUCCCACGAUGACGGCAAAAGCCGCACUGACUUGCCAGCAAAAGACCAUGUUCCAAGUGGCUGUUCAGGCAGUUGAGAAGGAUUCGAGGGAAGAUCCUCCCGACGAUGUUCAGCAGAGAGAUGCCUCUGUGAUUGUCGCAGAACAGGCGGUUAUCUUUCCGCUUAUACAGAUGGCCGAUUGUGGCGUCCCUGAAAUCCUGCCAGAUUUCUCCUUGAAAUUACCUCUACUGGAAUAG
Spirometra erinaceieuropaei is the source of this 9108-nucleotide messenger RNA. The record is from the annotation of a GenBank genome assembly. NCBI's taxonomy places the organism in Eukaryota, Metazoa, Platyhelminthes, Cestoda, Diphyllobothriidea, Diphyllobothriidae.